GAAGCCCAGAGGAGCCAAGCGAUCAUGUCAGAACCCAUAAAAGGCCGGGCUUUGAUCAUCGCCAUGACCAAAUUUCACAGUAGGUCGAGAGCGAGUCCGAAUGUAUUGGGACGGCGCAAAGGAGUGACGCGUGACACAAAACGGCUCUUCAAGGCACUCUCCCAUCUUGGCUACAAAGUCACCCUUCAGGAAGAUGUCAGUGCCAAGGAAAUCCGAGAAAUCUACCAAAAAGAAAGUCGCAUGCCACAAGGAGAAUGCUUCAUCAGCAUCCUGUCCAGUCACGGCGAAGAGGGGCUAAUCUAUGACUUCUAUGGCGAACCUGUAUUUCUACGAGAUCUCUACGAUAUCCUUUCUCCGCGCAACAGCCCUGCACUGGCUGGAAUACCCAAGUUAUUCUUUAUACAGGCGUGUCGGGGGAAAGACUUUGAUGAAGGAGUGGUGGUGGAGACUGACUCCGCUUCGUGUGAAACCUUCUCCCAUAGCUGGUCAAUUCCAAGUGACACGGUGGUCAUGUUUGCAAGCAGUGAAGGGUACGUGGCUUUUCAGAAUCCCAUCGGCUCGGUCUUCCUGCAGACCUUGUGUGAUAUCAUGGAGGGCGAGGGACGAUACCUUGAGCUGAGCCAGAUCUUCACCCGAAUAUCCUACAAUGUGGCGUACAAGUUCCAGAGUCGCGGGCUGUAUGAAGGCUAUAAAGAGAUGCCCUGCUACAUAACCAACCUGACCCAGCAACUAUGGCCAUUCAGACAUCUAGGGAACGCCCGCUGACCUUCCCAGGCUAGACAAGGACUUCCUCAAACAUUUCACAAGUCCCAUUGUAUGACAUCAUCCUAACCCAGUGACAUUUUUCC
Molecule: messenger RNA, 848 nt
Organism: Spea bombifrons (plains spadefoot toad)
Lineage: Eukaryota; Metazoa; Chordata; Amphibia; Anura; Pelobatidae
Product: caspase-7-like
Exons: 5
Coding region: 25-765 (246 amino acids)
Biological process (GO): proteolysis
Molecular function (GO): cysteine-type endopeptidase activity
Source: RefSeq, a predicted model, not a curated record